Rotaria sordida is the source of this 1917-nucleotide messenger RNA. NCBI's taxonomy places the organism in Eukaryota, Metazoa, Rotifera, Eurotatoria, Philodinida, Philodinidae. The record is from the annotation of a GenBank genome assembly.
AUGAAUCUAAACAAUGGUCAAACAUUACAAAGAUUAGUAACAAAUGAUGAAAAUACAUUAAAAGAUUCUCAAGCUUCAACGAUUACUUUUCAUUCAAUAAAUUAUACAUUACAUACACAAAAAUGUUGUAAUGCAUGUUCAUUACCAUGUAUUAAAAAGAAACAUAAACAAAUUCUUUAUGAUAUCAAUGGAAUAUUUAAACCAGGCAUGAAUGCUAUUCUUGGUCCAACUGGUAGUGGAAAAUCAUCAUUAUUAGAUAUAUUAGCUGAUCGAAAAGCUCGAUAUGGUCUCGAUGGACAAGUAUUAAUGAAUGGACAAAUUCAAACAAAAGAUUUUAAAUAUCGCGUUGGUUAUGUUGUACAAGAGGAUAUUCUAAGUGGAACAUUAACAGUUAGAGAAAAUUUAAGAUUUUCAGCUAAUGUUCGAUUAUCAAAAAAUAUUUCACAUGAAACUAAAACAACUAUUGUUGAACGAGUUAUUGAACAAUUGGGUUUAGAAACAUGUGCUGAUACAAGAGUCGGUACAGAAUUUUUACGUGGAAUAUCUGGUGGAGAAAAAAAACGAACAAAUAUUGGCAUGGAAUUAGUUCUAUCACCAUCUGUACUCUUUUUGGAUGAACCAACAACAGGUCUUGAUUCAUCAACAGCUCGUAAUGUUAUGGAAUAUCUUCAUCAAUUAUCAAGACGAGGACGUACAAUUAUUUUUUCAAUUCAUCAACCACGUUAUCAUAUUUUUAAAUUAUUCGAUACAUUAUUUAUAGUAGCUGCUGGUUAUUGUGUUUAUCAUGGUCCUACAAAUGCAGUACUUCCAUAUUUUUCUUCAAUGGGCUAUGUAUGUGAAGAACAUGAUAAUCCAGCUGAUUUUCUUCUUGAUAUAACUCAAGGUGAUAGUUCAAGAGAAAAUAAUAAUCAACAUAAUCUAAAUAAUGUUCAUGAACAAAAUGCUCUUCAUUUACAUGAUUUAUAUAUAAAAUCAAAUAUAUAUGCAUCAAUUCAACAAGAACUAACAAAUGAAAAUAAUCGAAAAAUAACAACAACAGCAAUAGUGAAUCAUGAAAAAUUAGCUUCGAAAUCACGUUUAUUAGAAAUUUUUUAUGUCGCUCAACGUACAUUACGUAAUGUAUAUCGAAAUCCAAUUCUAGUUACAAUGCAAACAAUUGUAACAAUUAUUUUUGCAACAUUAGUUGGUUUAAUUUAUUUACAAGUUGAUCGUACUGAAGAUACUGGAGUUAAAAAUCGUAUGGGUGCAAUAUUUUUUAUUGUAACAAAUCAAGUUAUGGGAAAUUUGUCAGCUAUUGAAUUAUUUCUUAAAGAACGUGUUUUAUUUAUACAUGAAAAUGCAAGUGGAUAUUAUCAUGUAUCAACAUAUUUUAUAGCUAAAUUAUUAUGUGAUUUAAUACCAUUACGUAUAAUUCCAUCAAUACUUUUUUCAGCUAUUGUUUAUUUUAUGAUUGGUUUUCAAAAAACAGUAGAAAAAUUUUUUAUUUUUUAUUUUGCUAUUUUUUUAACAGCAAUAUGUGGAGCUGCUGUUUGUUUUUUCAUUUCAGCUAGUGUAAAAGUAUUUGGUAUUGCAAAUUUAUUAGCUGCAAUGUGUUUUGUAUUAAUGAUGGUUUUUGGAGGAUUUUUAGUUGAGGUAUCAUCAGUUAUUAAAUAUUUAUCAUGGAUUAAAUGGGUUAGUUUAUUUCGUUAUUCAAUGAAUAUAAUUACUAUAAAUGAAUUUAAUGGUUUACAACUUUGUUUAAACAAUAACACAAAUAUUUGUCCAAUUGAUGGUAUAGAUAUUAUACAUAAUGUUGCACAUAUUGAAUAUGAAACUGAAUGGGAUUUAUGGAAAAAUUUUGUUGCAUUAGGUUCAAUGACAACGAUAUUGUUUCUUCUAACAUAUAUACAAUUAUUUCGUAUGAAGAAAACGAAAUAA